AGAGUCAUUAUAAAUAUACGAUGUAACGCUGUUAAAAAUAGGCCUAUGUUAAAAUAUACGCUGUUCGUUUGUUUUUCUCUUCUUUAAUUUCAGAUCAUAACAUUAAGCACUGGCGCGCUGCAACGAGGAUUACUCGCCGCAACUGUCGUCUGCUGAACCACACGAUAAUACCAUGUUGGUGUUCAUUUAAUUUGGAAAGUAGUGUAAUCGUCAGUGGAAUCUGUUCAUAACUUAAAGUUUCUGCAUGUGGGGUGGGCUGUAAAAUAGAAAUUCCUGAUCCUGUUACAAACUGCUUGUAUUGCACGACCCCUUUCAAGGAUUAUACAUAAGCCUAACCCUAAAUUAGGGACCACACAAAUUUAACCAAAACGCCCAGAUUUCAGAACCCUCAGAGUCGGACCGACAGGCCUCAUAGCCGUCUCAGAAUUUUGUGAGGGGUAUUUUUGGCGGUGUCCACAAAGACUACAGCGUUGUCCCGACCACAAUCAAGCGGUCGGAACCCGUUCCAAACUUAUUUAGUUCCUCUUUUAGUAGCAGAACGGAGCGAUUAAAAACAAAUCGUUUUCGUUCAGCGACGAAAAAUCGUUGGCAACUACCGUUGUUAAAAUGGAAACACAGAUGGAGAAGAAUAUGGGAAGCGGGCAACCCAAAAUGGAACAACGCCAGACUUGGGCCCGCAAAAUCGACUUUCUACUUGCCUGCGUCGGCUUCUCCGUGGGGCUGGGCAACGUCUGGAGAUUCCCUUAUCUCUGUUAUAAAAAUGGAGGAGGUGCCUUCUUGAUACCUUACUUCGUUUCCGUUCUGCUGGGCGGAGUUCCGGUGUUUUUCCUGGAGGUGGCGUUAGGGCAGUUCAUGUCGGAAGGCGGCAUAUCUUCCUGGAAAAUCUGCCCACUGUUCCAGGGAAUUGGCUAUGCUAGCGCAGUCAUUGUCUUUCUACUCAACUGUGAAUACAACAUCAUCUUGACUUGGGCAUUCUACUAUUUGUUUUCCUCAUUUACGAGCGUGUUGCCCUGGUCUCAUUGCGAUAAUGAGUGGAAUUCAGAGAAUUGUACGACGCACCACAGAUCCAUCCAGACCAGCAACGCAUCCGCAAUCCUCUCCAUGGGUUCGAACGGUUCUUCACUGUACCAGGUGGCACCCCUCGGAGACAACUCCACCUCCGUAGGACUCAUCAUGCAGAACAUCUCGAGUAACGCUAGCAGGCCAGCCAUGGACCCUGUUACAGAAUUUUGGGAGCUCAAAGUCCUGCAGCUAUCCUCCGGUGUGGGAAUCCCCGGUGCCGUCAAGUGGGACCUGGCCCUCUGCUUGUUACUCGCUUGGAUCGUCGUAUACUUCUGCAUAUGGAAGGGCAUUAAAACAUCCGGCAAGGUCAUGUAUUUCACGGCCACUUCACCUUACAUUUUGAUGUUUGUGUUGAUGGUGCGCGGAGUGACUCUCGAUGGCGCCAUGGACGGUGUGAAGUAUUACCUGUUUCCGGACUGGGAACGCCUAAAGGACGCUCAGGUGUGGGUAGAUGCCGGUACCCAGAUCUUCUUCUCUUACUCCAUCAGCUUGGGCACUCUGACGGCUCUGGGCAGCUACAACAAGUUCCACCACAAUUCUUACAGGGAUUGCGCCUUGUUCGCGGUGACUAACUCUUUCACAAGCUUACUCGCCGGUUUUGUUAUCUUCUCCGUGCUGGGUUUCAUGGCACACAAGCAGGGAGUAUCGGUGGCAGACGUUGCCGAAUCCGGUCCUGGAUUAGCAUUCAUUGCGUACCCCGAGGCCCUCGCCCAGAUGCCCAUUGCCCCACUCUGGUCAAUUAUGUUCUUCAUGAUGUUGAUCCUGCUUGGGCUAGACAGUCAGUUUGUCGGGGUUGAAGGCUUCAUCACUGCAGUGGAGGACAUUUUCCCUCACCUUUUACGUCGAAGUCCGCACAAAGAGUUGUUCAUCGCUGCCGUUUGUUUGGUCUGUUUUCUGAUCGGCCUCUCCAUGGUGACGGAGGGCGGCAUGUAUGUGUUCCAGUUGUUUGACUACUACUCCGCCAGUCGUAUUGUCCUGGUCGUAGCGUUCUUUGAAUGCAUCGUCGUGGGAUAUAUUUAUGGUGUGAAUCGCUUCUGUGACACUGAGUUUAUGUAUGGCUUCCGUCUUGGCCCCGUGGUCAAAGCUUUCUGGCUGUUUUGUGCUCCCCUCUUCACGAUUGUGAUAUUCACGAUGGGUGCAGUGAGCUAUUCUGAGCUGGUGUACGACAGAAAGACGGUCAAGUACGAAUAUCCUUCCUGGGCUAUCGGACUGGGUUGGAUGAUGGCCUGCUCUUCUAUCGUCUUCAUUCCAGGAGUCAUGAUCUUCAAAAUAGUGACUAGCAAAGGAACGUUCACAGAGAGAAUCCGAACGCUCCUCAAACCUGACUUCACCGAAGUACAACAACGCAGGGAGAAAGGCCUGCCAGACGACGACCCAAUGGAUGACAACAAGAAAGCCUUGGUGGAGAUGGAACCCUUGGACCUGCCUCUACCACAAAAGCCCGGCGGUGACAUGGCCCUUUUGACUUAAGACCAGGCCGUCAUACUUGUGGACUCUUUGCUGGCACGGUACACCACACAGAAAGAGGGUUUCUUUGAGGGUGCGAUCUGAUCAGAGACUGCAUUUAAACAUUUUUCUACAUUUCCGUGUGUUAGCUAUUUCCUGGCACCAUGACUGUCCCAUUGCGUCGAUCUCUAGAUAAUACAAGUCACACAAUAAUCCUGACCCCUCUACAUUUUGAUCUAUAUCAUCUCUUCGUCAUCAGCGGGUGUAUGUUUAAGCAUCAGUUGGUUUU
Molecule: messenger RNA, 2797 nt
Organism: Liolophura sinensis
Lineage: Eukaryota; Metazoa; Mollusca; Polyplacophora; Chitonida; Chitonidae
Product: sodium- and chloride-dependent taurine transporter-like
Biological process (GO): sodium ion transmembrane transport; nitrogen compound transport; amino acid transport
Cellular component (GO): plasma membrane
Source: RefSeq, a predicted model, not a curated record